UGUUUAUUGCAUUCGAAGAUUUUGAAUUUGUGUGUGUUGAUUUUGUCGCAGUCGACGUUGAGGCAAGCGAAUUUCAAAGGCGCCAAGUUAUUAGGUGCUAGCUUCUUUGAUGCCGAUUUAACAGGGGCUGAUCUUUCUGAUGCAGAUCUAAGAGCUCUGGACUCUUCCUUGGCCAAUGUGACAAAGGCAAAUAUGAGCAACGCUAACUUGGAAGGUGCAGAUGCCACUGGCAACACAUCUUUCAAAAGGUCAAAUAUCAUGGGUGUAGAUGUGCCUUUGAGAGAAGAUCAACGUGAAUAUCUUUGCAAAGUUGCUGAUCGAAGCUGCAAUUUUCAUGAAUGGAGCUUGUUACUAAAUGUGAAGUAACUAUUGUAUGGUAUGUAAGUAAUUGUGCCUUCCAUUUGUUCAGAUGUAUACAUAAACACACACAACUAUUUCCAACCAGCUACGAUCUAAAAUAAACACUUUUAUCUUUUCUUUUUCUGUACCUUUUACCUGGUAUUGCCUAUUACAUUCACUGAAAUUUCGGUUUUGUGUUAAUGACCAUUGUCGGAGGCUUAGGUGAGCAGUCCGCUGAACUCUUAUCUGUUCAUUGUUUCUCCCCAUGGACAAGUAAACCAUUAUUGGCCUCAGCUUUCACCAGGUAUUACGUCUUAAUUUAUCACUUAUUUUGUUCAGUGAGAUCAUCAUAUUAUGCUUUUGCGUCUUAACUCAUCACUUUUAUCCAAAUAGAUUAGCUCCACUGAGAGAUUAUCAAAUAGCAAACCACAUUAAACAUGUUAACCCAAUGCUUGGUGUAGUGAUGAUAUUCAACUGAUCCACAACGUUUGAUCGAUUCCAGUCUGUUUUGCUUUCAAUAUAUUAAUUCCCCAUUAGCACUUAAUCAACCUCCUAUCAUUACAAAUUGUAAACUUUUCCCUCAAUCAUAAUAGCUCCACUGCCUUUUUUUCCUUUACCUUUCCCUCCUUUUGUUGCUUUGUCCGUAGACCUUUCAAAACCACCAAAUAUGCUUUCAACCUUUCUUUUUCAAUUUUUUCUCCUUAUUUUCACCCUUUGAGUAGACAAAUGCAAUGAGUUUUGGAGUGGAUGGGAAAGUUGUGGAUUUAUCGUACCCUUCUUCAUUUGCUAGUGCGGCUGCUUUCAGGCCAUUUGGUGUGUGUCUUGCUACAAUUGGUCAAGUUGCAAGUGCAAUUUUAACCCUUGUUGAUAUGAGCCUAGUGCUUCCUCUACCACCACUGAAACUAAAAAGCCACCCCCGUUAAACUUU
Molecule: messenger RNA, 1267 nt
Organism: Malus domestica (apple)
Lineage: Eukaryota; Viridiplantae; Streptophyta; Magnoliopsida; Rosales; Rosaceae
Source: RefSeq, a predicted model, not a curated record